Akanthomyces muscarius is the source of this 1029-nucleotide messenger RNA. RefSeq lists its product as uncharacterized. The record is from RefSeq and is a predicted model, not a curated record. Lineage: Eukaryota; Fungi; Ascomycota; Sordariomycetes; Hypocreales; Cordycipitaceae. Bases 1 to 1029 code for a protein of 342 amino acids. The transcript is spliced from 4 exons.
AUGACGACCUCGUUCCCCAGCUUCCCGGACCUCCCCCCAGAAUUGCGCAACAAGGUUUGGCGAGAGGCGCUGCCCACCGACGUUGGGCCGUCCCUCUACUUCUACAGGGAGAAGCGCUAUUGGCGCUCCCGCAGAUUGAAAGAGUCUGAUCCUCAAUUUAUCAAGGGUGUUGGCGAAAUGGCCUUGGAUUUUCGAACGGAUUUGUUAGGUGGUGAUAAAGAAUUCCAUGUGCCGCUUGCUUUCGUCAAUCAGGAGGCACGCGGUAUCGCGUUGUGCUGGCUUGACGAGCAGGGUAUCACGAUUAAGCAGUCGCAGCCUAGGCGAUGCCUCUUCAAACGUCCGUUCGACUGUGCAUCCGAUACGCUGUACGUCCCUGACAACAAAUGGGACGACUUUUAUGAGGAGCCCAGUGACCGAAUAGGCGAGCCCGAUCUUGUGAAUCAAAGUGUCGACGUCAAUGGAGAGAUCAGUAGGAUCGCCAUUUCCGAAACGCUUUAUAUGAAGGACGACGUUAUUAGGUGGCUGCCUGGCUUGAACUCGUGGUGGGAUGUGACAGUCAUCUUCGUCGUGGUCGGCGCACAGCCAGACCCCCAGCAAGGAUCAUGUCGCUGGGAGCUAGAGGGGACUGACGGAAGGGCAAUUGUCUGCUAUACUAUUACAAAGUUAAUCACAAUGCACGCAUUCAAGAGCGCCAUUUUCUUCAUCUUCGCUUUGCUUUCUGCCUGCGCCUUUGCCACAUUCAAUGGAAAGUUCAACAUUGUCAACUACUACGAGUACAAGAAGGCGGGCAGCAACACAACCGAGCUGCAGCGCAACACUGCCUUGUUUCCGCGCAAGCUCAAGAGCGAGAAGACGCUCCAUCUCAUCGUCAAGAACCUGAAUUCGUGGACCGGUGGCGAGUUCACUAUCUCUGAGCAGAAGCACUUCUACGAGGCCAAGGCUACCAGAAACUACAAGAAUAGGGGCGAUGCCGCUGAUUCCGUCCAAAGGUGCAAGUCUGCCAUAAGCAAACACGCCAACGACGAGUAG